UCGAUGCCCUGCGUGGCCACCGAGCCUCCCUCCAGCCCAGCACCGAGAGCUGUGCAUGCUGCAGCCCCAGACCCUCUGGGUUCAGGCCUGUUUAUUGCCACCAGGGCUUAGGAUAAGCUGCGUCCUCAGCCAGGAUGGGGUUAAGAGCGGAAUGUGGCGCUCUGCUGGUCCGCGGGACACUUGGCAGACCUCUGGACACAGAGCAUGUGUCCCGCAUCCGAGGACAGUUGGAAUGAGCAGCAUCUCUGUCAAACGAGCUGUUGUUGAUGGGUCUGUGCUGUCCUCCUGCCAGUCAUUCACGGAGGGAAAAGCACGGUCCAGCCUUGGUUUGUUUCCUGGUCUUUGAAAGGGAACAGCUUGGAGAUGGCACUGGCGCACAAUGGGAUCUCAGUUGAGGACAGCUAAACCAUAAUUUCUCCCGAAGUUAUGUAAUAGGCAGAGGGCAUAAAACGCUCUGUCUGUUCUGUAGGGGCAUGGUUCUGUGCGUGGCACAGGAGGGGAUGAGUGACCUUAACCCCAGCUGGGGAGCCCCAGGGACUGGGGCAGGUGUUUUUGUGGGCGGCGCAGUUUGGGGCAGGUUGGAGCUUGGCGGAGCUUCACGGCCGGGGAUUCCACAGCCCGGGGGAGGUGGCAUUCAGGAGGGUGCAGACCGGCUGUGGUGGCUGGCAGCACCCCAAAGGGGAAUGAGGGGACACGGAGGUGUGGCGGCAGCGGGGCUCGGGGAGGCUCCAGGCCUGCCCGGCUCAGGCCUGAGCCUGCCCGGGCCCUGCGGCACGGCCUGGCUGCUCCCGGGGCCUGGCUGCUCCCAUGCCUGGCUGCUCCUGGUUCCUGACCACGUCCUGGAGCCUCCCGUGGUCCACACGGGUGGCCCCACAAGGAGCAGGGUGGUGACACCAUCCCCAGUGUGUCCAUACGGGCCCUGCCUGCGGAGCGCCCUGGGAAGCUUGCUGCUCCCCUGGGCCGCCGCCAUGUCUCGGGGCUCCUCUGGUACCUCUGUGGAUGACAAGACCUUGCUCCUGGAGUACCGAUGCCACCCAGUGCGGGCAGAGCCCCCCAGCCCGACGUGUGGCGCUGGGAAGCGCAGCCCCACCACGGCUCCCAGUGCCACCCCGCUGUCACCGCUGGCCUCCCCCACCUCGGCCGAGCCCCGUCGCAUCGUCCUCAGCACGGACAGCCCUGCCGCGCUGAAGGUGGGAACGCAGCAGCUCAUCCCCAAAAGCUUGGCCAUCUCCUCCAAGCCCAAGAGCAGCCCCUCCCGGCACCAGAGCUUCGGGGCGAGCCGGGAACCCCUGAGCCCCGACCCGAAGCGAGCGGCCGUCCCCGUCCUGGCCCUGGAGGCGGAGGAUGAGGAUGAUGGCGGAGGGGCCCUCAAGCGCAACCUGAGGAACAUGUCCUACCGCGCGGCCAUGAAGGGGCUGGGGGCUGAGCUGGAGCCGGCCAAGGCCCCCCCCUCGCUGAAACCCGUGUCCGAGGAUGGCAGCGCCCCGCCCGACCGCAGCCCCGGCAGGAGCAAGAGAACCCUCGGGCGGAAGCGGGUGCAGAAGCGUGGUGGCUCGUUCAAGGACCAGCCCCGGCUGUAUCAGGAGAUCCGUGAGAGAGGUCUGAACUCUGUCAGCCAUGAGUCAGACGAGGACUUGCUGGAGGAGGCCCUGCCAGAGGAGCCGUCCCCUCUGGGAGCUGCUAUCGUGGUGCAGAGCUACCGCCCGGCCCAGGUGACCUGGAGCCAGCUCCCAGAGGUUCUGGAAUCGGGCAUCCUGCAGAGGAUCUCCCCCGAGGAGCGCAAGCGGCAGGAGGCAAUGUUUGAGAUCAUCACUUCUGAGUACUCCUACAUGCACAGCCUGAGCAUCCUGGUGGGCCACUUCAUGAGGUCAGAGGAGCUGAAGGAGACCAUGACUCAGACAGAGCACCACCACCUCUUCUCCAACAUCGGGGACAUCCUGACAGUCAGCACGAGCUUCUUUGAAGACUUGGAGAAGCGACACCAGGAGCACCUCCUGAUCCCUGACAUCAGUGACAUUGUGGAGGAACACGCCUCGAAGCACUUCAACCCCUACAUCAGCUACUGCUCCAAUGAAGUCUAUCAGCAGAGGACACUGGAAAAGCUGCUCACCACAAACCCCUUAUUUAAAGACACCCUGAAACAAAUUGAAAGGAAGCCAGAGUGUGGAGGCCUGCCAAUGAUCUCAUUUCUCAUUCUGCCCAUGCAGAGGGUAACACGGCUUCCUCUGCUCUUAGAUACUGUCCAGCAAAAAACAAACGCGCGCACUGCAGCGUACGGAGCUGCCACCCGUGCUGUGAAGGCCAUCAGCAAGCUGGUCAAGAGCUGCAAUGAGGGAGCUCGGGCUAUGGAGAGGACAGAACAGAUGUACACCUUGCAGAAACAGCUGGAAUUCGGGAAGAAGAAGCCUUUCCCGCUGAUCUCGGUGUCCCGGUGGCUGCUGAAGCGGGGGGAGCUGCACCUGCUGCUCUCGGAGGAGGCCGGGAUCUUCCGCCGCGGCGCCGGCCGCCUCUGCCACCUCUUCCUGUUCAACGACGUCCUGAUCAUCACCAAGAAGAAGAGCGAGGAGAGUUACACGGUCAUGAACUACGCCACGCUGGACCAGGUCACCGUGGAGAAGGUGGAGAGCUCAGACCCACCCUCCCCUCCUCCUGGCAAGGCUGGUGGGCACCUGCUGCGAGUGGUGCUGGAGAAGGACAGCGAGGGCCGGCGGGAGGAGGUGGUGCUGUCAGCAGAGACGCUGAGUGACCGGGCCCGGUGGAUCGCGGCGCUGAUGCACAGGGAGAAGGAAAAGCCUGACACCACUCCCAAAGGAGACCUGAGCCAGGUGGAGAUCACCCGUGCCUACCUGGCCAAGGAGGCAGAUGAGCUGUCCCUGCAGCAGGCAGAUGUUGUCCUGGUGCUGGGGGGAGAGGACGGCUGGUGCUGGGGGGAGCGUUUGCGGGACGGGGAGCGGGGCUGGUUCCCCCAGGCCUGUGCCCGGCCCAUCACGAGCCGCGUGGCCGCCGAGGGCAACGUGCGGCGCAUGGAGCGGCUGCGCAUCGAGACCGACGUGUAGGGACAGCCCGGAGGGACCCCUCUGCCUCAGGGACCCCCAGACCUCUGCAGACUGAGCCCGUGGAGAGGAGGCGGCAGCAGAACCUUUCUUCUUGAGCUGUGCUCGCCUCUGGUGGCAGAUCUCAUGGGCCAGGACGGCUCUGCGUGGCAGCUGUGACACAGCAGCUCCCUCGGUGAGAGCUGGCGCCGGGCGCUCCUGGCAGCGCUGGCACUGGUGACCCGGAACAGGCUCUGGGAGCAGCCGAGGGCUCGGCUCAGGUUGGAAAACUGGAGCUGUUGUGGGCUCUGAAGUGCCCGAGCCACCAUCUCCAUCCCUGCUGGAAGCUGGGCCAGCACCUGCUGCACACCUGGUGUGGGGAGAGCACACCCCGGUCAGGCUUUGUUUAAAUCCAUGUGCUUGGCUUAUUCCUCAACCCGGUUUUUGCUCCCGUUUCUCUUUUUUCUGUCUCUCCCCCCCAACAAUAAUUCUUGGGCCCUUCGGGCAGAGCCGUGCCCUGCACAGGUGAGGUGAUGCCAGACACCUCUGGGUCACUUGAUAAAAUACUUGAUGCCAGAGCUGUUCCCAUGGAGUCAGCUCUGGGGCCAGCAAUGGGAUUAUGCUCCACGCAGAGGGGGAAGCAGGGGCAGGAUGAGGAGCAGUCCUGCAGCUCCCAGCUGCCUUUUCCUCCUCCGAGCUGGGGGGGCUCUGCCCCGGGGCUCAGCCCCUCACACCCUGUGCAGGGGACAUGGCAGCUAUGAUUUUGGGGUGAGCCAGCCCCAUACACUGCCAACUUCACAUUGACAGGGGCAGCGUUGAUGUAAGGUCUGUUCUGAUCAAAAUGUUCAACUGUAAAUUAAGGUAACAAUAAAUUCUUGGAUACCAAUGAACUCUGUUAGUGCUGAGUGUCCCUGAGCAUGACAGCUCCAAGGAGCCAGGUUGUCCCAACCAUGAACCCUAAAAUGAAGCUUCAUUCUGCUUCUGGCAUUGCAUGUUCUGACACAAGAUGUACACCUCAUGAAACACCCUCCAGAGCCCCUGCCAGCCUGCUGUCACCUGGAGCAGCUGUCAGGUGCAUUUGACUGAGACAGACAAGAUAAGUAGAAACACAGCCAGGCUUUCUGUUUAUUUCUUUUAACUGUGGAGAAAAUAACAUUUUUCAUCAGUGCUAAAUUAAAGAAGAGCCAAAAAGGGAGACAGUACAAGAAAAGAGGAAGCAAACAAACUGGAUUAAGAAAUAUGAACAGGAAAAGAA
Messenger RNA from Vidua macroura (Pin-tailed whydah), 4287 nucleotides. It is a transcript of the gene ARHGEF16, whose product is annotated as Rho guanine nucleotide exchange factor 16. NCBI's taxonomy places the organism in Eukaryota, Metazoa, Chordata, Aves, Passeriformes, Viduidae. The coding region runs from base 474 to 3056 and encodes 860 amino acids. The transcript has 15 exons. The record is from RefSeq and is a predicted model, not a curated record. Gene Ontology annotation, molecular function: protein binding; guanyl-nucleotide exchange factor activity. Gene Ontology annotation, biological process: activation of GTPase activity.